Messenger RNA from Humulus lupulus (European hop), 2230 nucleotides. RefSeq lists its product as uncharacterized. The record is from RefSeq and is a predicted model, not a curated record. Lineage: Eukaryota; Viridiplantae; Streptophyta; Magnoliopsida; Rosales; Cannabaceae. The transcript has 17 exons. The coding region runs from base 1 to 1929 and encodes 642 amino acids.
AUGUCGUGGUUAAGAACGGCGGUGAACAGGGCAGUGGAGGUAGGAGGUCAAAACCAGCUCCGUCGCACCGUCCGCAGCUAUGCUGAUUCCGUUGUUGUCCACGCCGGCAAUGCCGUUGCGGGUGGCGCCAGGAUCCUCCAAGACCGCAUUGGUAUGAGGAAUCUACAAGGUUUUAAGCAUACAGUAAAAAGAUUAGAAGAAGUGUCUGUUUCGUGUAGAGGGGUUGAAAGAGUUCAACUAUUGAGAAGGUGGUUGGUUGCUCUUAAAGAAGUGGAGAGAUUAUUAUCAUCCACUUCUGAAAGCACAAGAGAACAACGUCAUCAUUAUUCUCCUACUAGUAAUUUUGAUGAUAAGGAUAAUUCUCCUAAGAAACCUACUUUGGUUCUUUAUGUUGACUCUGCUGGAGAUGUACCCAGAAACUUUCUUGAUGUUUUUCUCUAUAGCCAAGCUCUUGAAGGCAUCACAUUGUCCAUGAUUCUUGAAGCACCCAAUGAUGAAGAAGUUCCCCUGCUAAUGGAGAUAUAUGGGCUUUGUCUCACAGGAGGGAAGGAAGUACAUAUUGAUGUAAUGAAAAGAGUGCAGGACUUGGCCGAGGCUUUCUCAGGCUGCCAUGAAGAAGUAUUGAUAAAACGUGAAGAAUUGCUCCAAUUCGCUCAAGGUGCUAUAGCGGGGCUGAAAAUAAAUGCAGACAUUGCACGAAUAGAUGCUGAAGUCUGCAGCAUAAGGGAAAAGAUUGAUAAACUAAAGACUACAGAUGGUGAAACAGCUCUUGAAACUGAACCAGCACUUGAUGAAAUUCAACUAUGUUUCAAUUUGGAGGCUCUCUUGCAGAAAAAAAAGUUACUGAGAAAUGGAGACUCUCCAGAAAUACAUGCUGAAAAGGUUUAUAAACUGAAAAUAUUAUUAGAAUCACUAGCCAACUCUACCUCGAAAGCUGAAAAACGCAUUUUAGACCACAGAUCUCAUAAAGAAGAAGCUCUUAGCUUUCGUGUGGCUAAAUCGGAUGAAGUUCAUCAUUUUGAGAAGGAAAUGGUGGCAGAGAUCAGACAACUUGAGAUACAAAGAGAUGAACUUGAAGCUGAACUGAAAAAGGUUAAUACCUCAUUGGCUGCUGCUCAUAUGCGCCUUCAUAAUGUAAGGGAAGAAAGAGACCAGUUUGAUGAAGCCAGUAAUCAGAUUCUUGUACACUUGAAAACAAAGGAAGAUGAGCUGUCAAAAUCCAUUGCUUCAUACAGAGCAGAAGCUGAUGUUGUCGAUACUUGGAUCAAGUUUCUGGAUGAAACUUGGGUUCUCCAGACCUCAUAUACAGAUCAAAAAGAGAAGCAGGUCAUGGUUGAACUGGAGAGAUGUGGAGACCGUUUUGUGAGUUUGGUUGUACAUCUUCUCUCUACAAACAAGGAAAAGUUGGGGUCAUCGUUCACUCGAAUCAAGGAACUCAUGGAGAGCUUGAAUAAAAAUCAAGGAUCCGAAUUAUCACUUGGUAAAGAUGAUGAAAGUCCAAAAUCAUUAAACCCAAAGAAAGAUCUUGAAAAGGAAUAUGUAGAUAUUGAAGCCAAGUUUUUAACCACAAUUAGUGUAGUGGAAACCAUUAAAAAUCAGUUCUAUGUCCAAACUGAAGGCAUUUUCAGGAAAGAAGAUGAUAAGGUAAAAGACCUUUUUGAUGCCAUUGAAAACUUAAGAGAUGAGUUUGAAUCCAUAGAGAGACCAAUAUUGAAGAUUGAGACUCCAAACAAAAAUUCUAUGAACAGUAAAAGUCCAUCCACAAAAAGCAUACAUGAAGUAAUUCAGUCUUCACUGAUAAAAGAUAAGAUGACACUGAAAUCUGAGGAAAAUUUAACAGAACUUGACACAGAGCUGGGAAACGAUGGCAGAAGUGACUCAGCAGAGGAGAUCAAUGACUGGGAGUUUGAUGCUUUUGAAAAGGACUGAAAAUAUAGAGAUUCUUAUGUAUGUAAAAAUGUAUUUAUUAUAUGUAAUAUAUGGUAUAUAUGACAUGUCACUGAUGUCAAUCUCUUUGUGGCAUGCCUUGAGGAGAAACCAAAUAAGCAGCAAUUUUCAAAAGAGUACAUUAUUACAUGUAAGCCAAAGUAUGAAGUGUCUUAGUUAUUUUUGUUAUGUUAUGCACUGUUGGGUCUUCCCAACCAAGGAUUGUUUUUUAGUAGUAACUUGAAUUGAAUCAAAGUUGUCUACUAACAAAGCUUGCAACUUUUUCUUAGGUUUUUGUUUGUUA